ACGUUUCUGACGAAGUGUGUCAUGUGAGGAUCGUGCCCUCACUAGCUAGCGGUCCUGGUGGGAAAUUUAGAUCUGUGUGUGAUCUCUGCUGUACUACAGCAAGUAUUUUAAAUAUUUGUCCGACCAGGGUUUCGCGAUUUAAGAUGGGCAAGAAUAAGUACACAACACGACUGAAAAACUUUGCACGGAGGAACGAUUUGAAGCUGGAAUAUGAGAACGUUUUAGAGAGACAUGGCGAGAAAAGAGUCAUCAUGAGGGCUGUGAUCAAUGGGCAAAGGUUUCCUGAUGGUGAGGGGAAGAAUACUGAAAAAGCAAUGCAGAACGCAGCUCGAAAUGCAUUGGAAAGUUUGAAUGAGAAGGAAAAUCAAAUGCUGGAGAUGAAGAGAAAAGAUUCCAAUGCACAACAUUCUCACCUGAAAUGCAGAAAAACUCCAGUGUUUGAUGGUAUAUCUAAACACAAAACUAACGGGGGGUCGCGCUUCGAAGUGUUUCAAGAUGGAACCUCAGCCAUGCUGCCCACACCACAGACUGAACCGGAUCUCUGUGGCGCUUCAUCAGAACCUGUGGCGCAGACCUGUAAUUCGUCAAAAAACUCCAAGGUGUCGCGCUUCGAAGUGUUUCAAGAUGGAACCUCAGCCAUGCUGCCCACACCACAGACUGAACCGGAUCUCUGUGGCGCUUCAUCAGAACCUGUGGCGCAGACCUGUAAUUCGUCAAAAAACUCCAAGGAUAUGUUGUGUCCUGAAGAAAAGAGUUCAGGAAGCUCCCCCAGUGAUAUGUCAGCUGAUUCAGAAAUCUUCAGUCAUUCACAGUUUGACUACGUAGAGAAGCUGGGUAAAGGAGCUUUUGGUCGAGUACUCAAGGUAAAAGAUAAACUGGUGGAAAGGUAUUACGCAAUAAAGAUCAUCCGCUGGAAUGAAAAAGCUCUACGAGAAGCCAAGGCGUUGUCAGACCUCGACCACCCUAAUAUCGUUAGAUACUUCUCGUGUUGGAUGGGGGAUUCAGGAUACCAGUCGGACAGCACUGACAACAGCUCCUGCACUUCACAGUCUUCCACUGGUUCACCCAAGAAGUGCCUCUACAUUCAGAUGGAACUGUGUGACACCAAAACACUUCUAGACUGGAUAGAAGACUGGUAUACGAAGAAAUCAAACUCCAAGAGAAGAGAAGAAAGUCUGAACAUUGCUCAGCAGAUGGUCAGUGGUAUCAAGUACAUUCACUCCAAGAAGCUCAUCCACAGAGACCUGAAGCCUGCCAACAUCCUGUUUGGGCAAGAUGCAAAAGUAAAAAUCGGAGACUUUGGAUUGGUCACUGCUGAGAAUGACGACGAUGACAAGUCCCCGAUGAAAAGAACUGAAAGUAUCGGAACAAAAUCAUACAUGGCUCCUGAACAGAAGAGCAAGACGAAUGGCAGGACGAACUAUGGCAGGAAGGUUGACAUAUUUGCUUUGGGGCUGAUCUACUUUGAGCUUCUUUGGAAAUUCUCCACUCGUUAUGAAAAGUACAAGACAUGGGAUGACAUCAGAGAACAGGAGCUUCCCGAAGAAUUUGAAUCCAGUUUUACCUCAGAGUACAACAUCAUCAGACCAAUGCUGAGUAUGAAUCCCGAAGACCGACCUGAAGCGUCUGAGGUCAUAACAGACCUGGAAGAGUGCGCUAAACAGAUAAACGCUGAAGAAAUGGCGCGACGUGGAAGGACCACUGUCUAAAUAGCUGGAAUACAACAGAAGAAUUUCAUCUGCACGUGUGGGGGGGAAAAAGAUCCAUUGGUGCUCUUGAAAGACUUACAGAAUGAUGUCAAAUAUUUACAUGCAACUUACAAAUCAUAAAUGAUCGUUUUUAGAACAUACCACCAAACAUUGAAGCUUCAGAAACCUGUAGUUUUCAUUUUAAAAUUUAAAUGACCAAUUCUGCCCGUCCUUCCAGGGAAUGUGCAAGCCAUGCCAUUUGACACAUGAAUAGAUAUUUUAUUGAUCCCAUAUUGAAAUUACAGUUGCAGGAUAAAGAAUAAGCAUAAUAUAAUAUUUUAUAUUACUACCGGUCCAUACUGACUUUUCUUAAAAGUAAUGCAGUACGUUACUUAAUUACUCGCCAGAGAAAGUAAUUUGCUGCACUACUAGUUACAUUACUUUCGCGUUACACCAUAAACACACCAACACAAAUUUGUGCCCUAAUGAGGACACGUGUACAGUCUUAUAUUUUUUAAGUAUGAACAAAAAGCCAACAACACACGAUAAAAACACUCAAAAACAUUUCUACUGAUUCUACUGUAAAAUCAUGAACAGGUAGAAACUGAGCUUUCAUGACAAUUCGUGGUUUGAUGAGACUAACUGCUCAUCGCUGUCUGUUACCUCUUGAAGUUCAGGCUCUGACCUCUGAGUGGGGGUCGGCAAACUCCUCCAUUGCAGUCUGAGGUGUAGUGGGAUGUGAAGCUUGGAGAAAAAUCCUCAGUUUUUCUGACAAUCCUUUCUUUUUUCUAUCUUUCUUCUGUCUUAAAUUGCAAAUGACAUAAAUUAUUUUUUUAUCUUUUUAUCUUUUGUAUACUUUCUAUGUGCAUUUAUGUCUGUGCAUCACCUGAUGAUUGCACCGUUUCCCCUUUUGAUCAGGAGUAACGUUUUCUAAGUCAAAUAAAAAGAAUUUUUUUUGUU
Oreochromis aureus is the source of this 2648-nucleotide messenger RNA. Its product is annotated as eukaryotic translation initiation factor 2-alpha kinase 3-like. Gene Ontology annotation, molecular function: protein kinase activity; ATP binding. The record is from RefSeq and is a predicted model, not a curated record. The transcript is spliced from 15 exons. NCBI's taxonomy places the organism in Eukaryota, Metazoa, Chordata, Actinopteri, Cichliformes, Cichlidae. Gene Ontology annotation, biological process: protein phosphorylation. Bases 144 to 1709 code for a protein of 521 amino acids.